AUGUCAAAUUAUAACAGUCGGCACUUACGUCUAGCAGCUGAGACCCUUUCCACAGACUUAAAUGGUUUGAGUCAAUUAGAGGUCAUAUUUAACGUUUACAGUAAUAGGCUAAAUUUCUCAGAUGUCAAUUACGUAAAUAAAGUACUUCCAAGAUGCCUUCAGAUACUUAAAGGAAAUUUGGGGAGUUUCUAUGAGGCCCAUGGGUCCUCAGUCUACGGAUACGAAAAAUGUGGUAAUAGAGAUGAAUGGGUUAAGUACAAGUGGAACGCAAUGCUGGAAAAAGAUUUGGUAUAUAUCACGGUAUCAGAUCGAGAUAACUCAGAAGAAAUUUGUGGCUUCAUAUCAUUUGCAUUAUCUGAUUCUUUAAGCUCCGAACCUGAGCACCGGCCGGCGCUGACUAGAUCAACUAAACCUUGCCUUUUUCUUUACGAAAUUCACUUAGAGAAAAGUUGGCAAUCACGUGGUCUAGGUUCCUUAAUAUUUAGCAAGAUUCUAGAACCCUUAGCGUCAGAAAUGAAUAGUCCAUCUCUUGAAUUGUGUGUUUUCACUAGCAAUCAGAUUGCACUAGACUGGUACAGGAAUAUGGGAUUUAAAACCUCUAUUACUUUUUCAAAGGACCUGAUAGGCAUGAGUAAAAUUAUUGCAGGUUAA
This is a messenger RNA of Kluyveromyces marxianus DMKU3-1042, 651 nucleotides long. It is a transcript of the gene NAT4, whose product is annotated as N-terminal L-serine N(alpha)-acetyltransferase NatD. Gene Ontology annotation, molecular function: protein N-terminal-serine acetyltransferase activity; histone H2A acetyltransferase activity; histone H4 acetyltransferase activity. The coding region runs from base 1 to 651 and encodes 216 amino acids. The transcript has a single exon. Gene Ontology annotation, cellular component: nucleus. The record is from RefSeq and is a predicted model, not a curated record. NCBI's taxonomy places the organism in Eukaryota, Fungi, Ascomycota, Saccharomycetes, Saccharomycetales, Saccharomycetaceae.